AUGUAUUACGUUGUCUAUUUAAUAUUUCUAAUCAUUUCAUUAACGCGUGCUCAACCAUCAUUUAUAACAAAUUCCCUAUGCGCUCAAUACUAUCCAUUUGAAAUACAGCAACAAUGCGACUGUGAAAAUACAUCAAAAGGCAUAUCAUUAAAAUGCGUUGGUCAUUCUUACGUACCACAUUUUCUACCUAAUAUACAAUAUCAUACGAUCGAAUUCGAAUCAUGCUCACAAGAUCUACAAAUCGGCGAUAAAACGUUCGCCGAUUUAAAUAUUAAUUCGCUACGUUUGCGUCAUUGCAAUCUAGUGAAUUUAAACGAAGAGUCAUUUUCAAAAAUAAAUCAUUUAGAAAAGCUUUAUAUUGAAAAUUCAACAAUAAAUUCUUUGGCAACAUCAAGCGGAAAUUUUCAAGACGUUUUUUAUUCUGAUUCAUUUAAAGUAUUGAAAGGAUUAACGCUAAAAAAGAUUCACUACCAUCAAGUACAUAAGCACGAUACAAAAUUAAAUUUAGAAAUAUUAUUAACUCAACUACCGCAACUAAAUCGUUUAGAAUUAAGCGAAAUAUUUAUCGAUAAUUAUCGUUUUCAUAAUUUAACGUCUAUUGGCAACAAUUUAACCUAUUUGAAAUUAGUCAAUACGCAUCAAACAACAUUGUUGCCGAUUGAACAUUUAAAAUUUCUUCAAAAUCUUGUUUUAAUGCAUCUACCACAAUUAUUUCAUCGGCCGUCAUUGAUAUCAUCAUUGAAACACUUGAAAAAUUUAAAAUAUAUCGAUUUUGCAUACGAUCAAUUGUCAAAUAUCGAUGGUUUACAAUCGAGUACGAUUGAUCAAAUCGAUUUAUCGUCGAAUCUAAUCGAGUAUAUUGAUGAAUAUACAUUUGAAGGUGUACCAAAACUUCGGAGACUAAUAUUAAUUGGAAAUCCAUUGCAAUAUAUUGAUACAAAUGCUUUUUGUGGCAUCGAAAAAUUAGCACAUUUAGAUAUAAAUGUUCGCAAGCCAAAUCAAUUAUCGCCAUUGGAUGGUUGUCUAUUAUUAAAUUAUCCUAAUUUAGAUAUUAAACAAGAUAGUCAAACAAAAGCUCAAUGUGAUUGUCAAUUGAUGAAUAUAUUUAAAUUAAAAAUGAAAAAAGAAAAAGACAUAAAUCGUCUAUUUAAACCGGAACACUCUUGUUUAGUUACAAAUAAUACAUUAUUCGAAGCAGCUUAUUAUCAACAAUUGAAAAAUCAUUUGAACCUGCCAAUGCCUAUAUAUGAUUUAGACAAGUAUUUGAAUUGCACAUCAGACAUUCAGUGUGAUCGUUUAUGUCAAGAUAGAAAAUUAAAAUCAACAACAACACCUAUAGACACAGAGAAAACAAAUGCUAUUGUUCAAAAAAAACAUACAUCUGUAUCAACAUCUUUAUAUUCAUUUUUUUCAUAUGUACUAUCUUUGUUGUUAUUAGCGUUUCUGUAUUUGUAA
Rotaria socialis is the source of this 1455-nucleotide messenger RNA. NCBI's taxonomy places the organism in Eukaryota, Metazoa, Rotifera, Eurotatoria, Philodinida, Philodinidae. The record is from the annotation of a GenBank genome assembly.